AUGGAUGCCGUGACGCCUGUGCUGAGCAACGCCCUUCCAGAGCUGCGCAGGAUCUACAGAGUGGACAUACAGAGGGCAGUGCCGGCAGUGCCAACGCUAGACCGUCGCUCGAGAUGGCAAGAGGACCAUCGCAGCGGACAGAGCCAAGGACGGGCUGAGAAGAGCGGAGGUUCGGUCUCCAUGCAGCGCCUCUGGGUUCGGUCCCUCUUCCUUUUCAGCGAUCGAUCCGUGGUGGAUCCUGCGCUGGGUGCCGCCCCCGGGACCACCUUCGGCUUGAUCGACAGCCGACAGCCGGCGAGAGACCGGUCCUGGCAUCUUUGUUGCGGAGAUCCCGCGCAGAUGGGCGAAGAAAACGAUCCGUGGGACCCGUGGGAGAGAGAUGCUGGUGCUGGAGCUGCCCAGCUCUUGAGCAUUCCAAUCUUGGAAGCUGGAGGAAACGUUGGAGGAGCAGCGGCCAGUGGUGACAAGUAUCCCGAUCCGGUCCCUGCGACGAUGAACGCCGUCACGUUCAGGACGAUUUUCACCAAGAUGGACUUCGUCGAACGGAUUCGAGAAGUGCGCUACCAGGGGAAGUGCCCCCGGGUGCUCAAUGCAGAGGUCUCUUUUCGCAGUGAAUCCGGAGGGCGAAGUCCAACGGCUUGGACCAGUUUUGAGGAGACCUUGUUGAUCAACUCUUUCUACUUGCGCUUUUCACAGAAGGCGCGGGCGCAUGGCAUCAAAGUGACGUCGCCCGUCUGCUCGCAGUGGACCCAGAAGUACAAGCCAGAGGCACCGAUGGAAAAGCGUUCCUACGAAUGGUAUUUUCCAGAGACCAAGCAACGCCUUCAUUUGGGCCUGCAUGAUGCCAAAGAGGAGGAGGACCUGUGGAUCUUCCUUCGCCAGCUCACCGGUCUGGAAGACCUGAACGCUGCCAAGGAGUUCAUCUGGAACAAUGCUGGGAAGUAUGGCUUGGAGGCCUUCCGCCGUGAGGAGGUCUCGUUGGUCCUGGGCUGCUUCGUGCGAUGGUCCGAGAAGGCUCGCAUGAUGGGUCUCCUGAGCUCCACGAAGCUGCGCGCAGUCCAUAAAGAUGGAAAGAGCGUGGAGUUUCUACUCUCAAACGGCGAGAAGCUUUGGAUGAGUUCGGAGGAUCUGAAGGAAGAAGAAGACCUUUGGACGUGGAUCUUAGAUUUGAGCCGCGUGCCAAUGCAAUCAUUGGUGGGAGCAGAAGAAGCUCGAGAACAUGAUCCCUGGAAGGAUGGCUCAUGGAAGAGCAAGGCCCGUGAGAUGUGGAACCGCCCCGUGAGCGACAAGGUGGAGGUCGUCUCCACGCCGAAACAGGAGGCCUGGUGGGAAGACAUGGCCGUCCGCGAUGAGAAGGCCAACCAAGCCACACAGAGCACUCAACGGUGCUGGAAGUUUGAGCAGGGCCGAUGCCUGUACGGAGAGAAGUGUCGCUUCUCUCAUGGCGAGGUGCCAACUGCUGGAAGUGGUCAGAGAGGCUGGCGGCGACAGUCCUGGGCCAACGGCAAGGUGGACACGCACAACAUGAAAUCUUUCUGGGGCGACGGGUGA
Durusdinium trenchii is the source of this 1551-nucleotide messenger RNA. The record is from the annotation of a GenBank genome assembly. Lineage: Eukaryota; Dinophyceae; Suessiales; Symbiodiniaceae.